AUGGCUCCAACGUUACAACAGUGCCCCGUCUGCUUUAACCACUAUAGAAGCACUCCAGACGGGAAGUUAUGUCGGCACGGAGGUAAAGUGAAAGGACAGGAAUACUCGGGGUCCCGGAAAAAAGUUGAUCCAUCGGGCGCGAGGGCUGCUUCGCCUCUCGGUGCCGCACCCGACCCCAGGCCUGGGCUGCCCACACGGUCGUCCGCCGCAUCGGUCUCCGGUGAUCCUCUCGGCCUGGAUUACUCUGGUGUUUUUGAUAAGCUGACGGCCGUGCUGAAAUGUGUACCGGUGUACGACCAUAUCCCUAAGCCAUGCAGGGAGAAGUUCGCACAUGAUCUGAACGCCUUGCUGACGGCUGUUUGUAACGACCCUGGUGACCCGGCUCAGUGGGUUAGACUCCACUGUUUUGUCCCAUACGUCUUACAGAAGACUUCCAGAGGAGGUCGCCGGGUCAACCAGGGCAAUCUGGUCAACAAGCGUCUAAGCGAAUAUUCAACUAUUGGUCUUGAAACCCUGGUACUGUGCUUUGAUGGGUUCAAUAAUGCCAAAUCACAAAAGCACAACCCCGAUCGAUGGAUCAACGCUGUGUCAUCUUGUAUUGAACAGGGAAACCUGUCCUCGGCGGUCAGACUUGUCUGCUCGCCGGAGGGCCUGGCGGAGAGCUCGCCGGCCACCUUCGAUAAAUUAUGUUCUAUCCACCCAAAAAUUCCGGUGGACAGGCGGGUCUUUCCCGCAUUGACACCAACGGCUGGUUGCGUUUCUCCCGCCGAGGUGCUGAGGGCCGUUAAAUCUUUCAAAAACGGUUCUUCUGGAGGCCUGGAUGGCCUACGACCCCAGCACCUUAAGGAUGUUUUUUCAGGCCCCUUGCCAAUUGACGACACACUGAACUCCUUAACCCAAUUCAUUAAUUUGAUCCUAUCUGGAGCUUGCCCACUCUCCCUCUCUGAGCUUGAAUUCGCCCUGGGUCGUGUUUCCUGUCUUUCGGCCCAUGAUGCCUUGACUAUUAUCCGCAAUGCCCUCAGUUUGCCCAAAUUGAUGUACUUCCUGCGUACAUCUAAACACAUUGACCCUUCUAAAUUGGGCGAAUUUGACGGAGCCCUGCGCACCGCCCUGUCGUCGAUUUGCAAUGUUCAAGAACCAUCCGGCAUUUCUGCGCAUGAUGGUAGGCGACCGGACGGAUGCACGCUAAUACCUUGGAGAGCCGGCAGAUGUUUGGCGUGGGAUGUUACGGUCCCUGGCACCCUCGCCGAACGAUACGUAAACCUGACAAGUAAAGAAUGCGGUUUGGCCGCGGCCAGGGCAGCGGACGAGAAAAUGAAAAAAUAUGGGAAUGCCCUCCCCUCGAUGGAAUUCUUGCCAAUAUGCAUCGAGGUUCUCGGCCCGAUGGACCCCAACACCCUUAAAUUUCUUAAGGAAAUAGGCAAAAGGAUCAGUGUCAGAUCAGUUGCACAUGUUAGUUGGUCCGACUGUGUACAAUCUCCGGUGAAUACUACUACAAAUUUUGAUAAUUUUACGCUCUACGUACCUAGAAACAAACGUGCAAGAGUGAACUCUCCGAUCAUCAACAACACGAAAAAUGUAAAUCCCCAUUUGAUGAACAACAAAUCAAUUGACUUCAACAGCAAACCUUUUGACGCUAACAACAAGCCACUGGAUGACAUCACAAAAUCAAUAGAUAAAUCUGAAGACAACAUUGUACAAAUGAACACCAACACCACCGACAACCAUGAAUAA
This is a messenger RNA of Helobdella robusta, 1734 nucleotides long. RefSeq lists its product as hypothetical. The coding region runs from base 1 to 1734 and encodes 577 amino acids. NCBI's taxonomy places the organism in Eukaryota, Metazoa, Annelida, Clitellata, Rhynchobdellida, Glossiphoniidae. The transcript is spliced from 5 exons. The record is from RefSeq and is a predicted model, not a curated record.